UCUCAGCUGUAACUGAUUCUUUUUGCGACUGAAUGGAACGUGAAUCUCUAAGUGUGGUUUAAUCAUGAUAUACUAUCGCUAAAUGACGCUACCGAGGGUCCAUUAUUUUUUAUUAAGCAUUAUUUCUUACUACACAUAUUGUGUUAAUGCGCCUUAUGUACUUGUAAGAACCGUAUGAUCUAGAUAAAUUUACAUAACCUCAAAAUAUUUUUAUAAAAAAAAUCGAAUCAUGACGUGCUGAUAUAAAUUUAGACACGUAAUUGAUCGAUUUCUUAUGCAUACGCAUUAUAUGGUUAUGCAAAUUUGCCUGGAUAUACUUUAAGAGUAUACAAAUUGUUUGAUUUAUUUAUACGUGGUUGUGUAGUGAUGUAGUCAUUUAGCUUUAGAUAAUCGAUUGUCCAUUGUGUAACAUGACACAUGUAGAUAUUAAGAAUUCUAAUAGUUUAAAACAAGUGCUUUUUUAAUAACAUAUGUCAACACAAUAAUGAGUAUCCAAGCAUAUCAAUCAUUAAACUGUUGUAAUUGUGGACAUUGAACUUAGAUUGCUUAACACGUAAAUAUUGACACAAAUGAUAUCUCUAUGUGCACUCUGUGACAAAAUACAAUACUAUUUCAUGACGUGGACUUUAUAUAUGUUUGUAAAAAUCCACUUGUUACACAAAAAUACUUAUAUACAAUUGCUAAUGAUUACAUAGCAUGAUCACAAUAUUAACAUAAGAUACUCAAUUUAAAAAUAUAUAUACUUAUACUGCACAAGAAUUAUAUUUUUAAAAUGUACAAAAUAAUAUUACAUAUGAAAUAUAUGUACUUAUUUAUUGUUAUAACCAAUAAUGUAAUAGUAAAAUGCGAUUCCUAAUAAAAUGUUAAUUUUUAAUGGAAAUUAAAUUAAAAUCAAAUGGAAUUAUUUAAUAUAUGUAUACAGGUCGGAUAUUGCAAUUUUCUCUAAUUGGCUAUGUGCUACCACUACUUAUCAGUAUGAGUAUAUAUAAGCAUGUGAACUCCGUUUCUUCUUCAGUUAUUCUAGGACAUCCAUUGGUGUUAGAUUGAAUAUAAGGGACUUCUUAUCACAUAUAGCGUUAAGCUAUGAAUGAAGAACAUCUUAACAUUACAAUAGAUGAAAAUGAAAUUAUUGAUGGUGCCAAAGAUAUUAUAAAGAGGAUUAGACCGUCCUGGCCUUUUCAGCAACUGCAUUUCAAGAUAUUUACGGAUGGAAGAACAAAUAAAUUAGUAGGUGUAUGGUACUCAGGACAUUAUACAGAUAUGAUCCUGAUCAGAGUUUAUGGCAAUAAUUCUGAUUUACUGAUUGACAGAAAAAGUGAAAUAGAAAAUAUCCGGAUAUUGAACAAGGCUGGCUAUACUCAUUGCAUUUAUGCUACAUUCAAUAAUGGGUUUGCCUAUCAAUUUCUGGAAGGCGAAACCCUGACUACUGAAACAGUUAAAGACCCAAGUGUGUAUCCAUUAAUUGCGAGACGAAUGGCUAAAAUGCAUUGUCUUCAACUUGAAAAUAAGACAAAAGAGGCUUUUCUUUGGGAAAAAACAAAAAAAUUUAUGCAAAUUAUGCCUAAAAGAUUUUCCGAUUCUCUCAAACAAGCAAAGUUUGAAAUGUUAAUACCACCAUACGCAGUGUUGGAGAAAGAGUAUCAGAUAAUGAAAGAAACACUUUCACGAGUAAAUAGCCCUGUGGUGUUUGCUCACAAUGAUCUUUUAUUAGGAAAUGUAUUGUACAAUCAGAAGGAAGAAAGUGUCAUUUUUAUCGAUUAUGAAUACACUGCACUCAAUUAUCAAGCAUUUGAUAUAGUUAAUCACUUUACGGAAUUUGCUGGUUUUGAUGAGCCAGAUUAUUCUUUGUACCCGGAUGAAAAUUUCCAAAAAGCAUGGUUAAAAGAAUAUUUACAAGGAUAUAACUCAGUGAGUAACGUAUCCGAAGAAGAAGUUAAUAAGUUAUAUUGGCAGGUUACUAAAUUUACUCCCAUGCCGCACUUUUUUUGGGCCUGUUGGGCCCUCAUACAGAGUGAGCAUUCUCACAUCGACUUUGACUUUUUGGAGUAUGCUGCAAUACGUUUCAAUGAAUAUUUCAAGUGGAAGGAAGAAACUUCUAAAUUGGAAAUGAAAUAUGAUUAAUGAAAGAAGCAUUUUUCGAAAUAUUCAUUCCAGUGGAAGCAUUUUAUUGCUUAAAGUAUAUAUUAGCUUAAAUAGGCAAUUGUCAUAUAGACAUGUAUAGAGAUGCUAUUUAUAAAUGUAAUAUUUAUAUUUAUGUAAAUGACUAUUAUAUAUAUAUAUAU
Molecule: messenger RNA, 2282 nt
Organism: Linepithema humile (Argentine ant)
Lineage: Eukaryota; Metazoa; Arthropoda; Insecta; Hymenoptera; Formicidae
Gene: eas
Product: ethanolamine kinase 1
Biological process (GO): phosphatidylethanolamine biosynthetic process
Cellular component (GO): cytoplasm
Molecular function (GO): ethanolamine kinase activity
Source: RefSeq, a predicted model, not a curated record